Messenger RNA from Trametes versicolor FP-101664 SS1, 1770 nucleotides. RefSeq lists its product as uncharacterized. Gene Ontology annotation, biological process: iron ion transport; copper ion import; intracellular iron ion homeostasis. Gene Ontology annotation, molecular function: ferric-chelate reductase activity. The transcript is spliced from 9 exons. The coding region runs from base 1 to 1770 and encodes 589 amino acids. Gene Ontology annotation, cellular component: plasma membrane. The record is from RefSeq and is a predicted model, not a curated record. Lineage: Eukaryota; Fungi; Basidiomycota; Agaricomycetes; Polyporales; Polyporaceae.
AUGCCGCAGAGGUCGUACUGGGGCAUAUUUGCUCUGAUGGGCCUAGCGACUGCCAUUAACGUUGGCUUCGUUGCAUGGGCUACGUACCGCCGCUACCAGGUCCGCUCGAAGAAGGACAUUCCGGCGUCCCCGCGGCCCUCCGGACGACUCUCGAUACGCCGUCUUCCCCACGCCAUCCUCUCGGCUUCUCGUAUCUGGGGAUUCCGGCUGCGUAUCCCGUACGUCGAGAUGACCCUGGUCGAGUUCUCCCUCAGUAUGAUGUAUAUGGCUGGAUGCUUGGCCUUCACCUUCUGCCCCAAUGACACCCUGAAGCCCAUGGUCAACCUCCUACCAAAGUACUGGGGGGCCAAGGCCGGUCUGUUAGGUGCGGCUCAGAUGCCGGUGGCCGUUUUCCUUGCCUUGAAGAACAAUCCGGUCACAUGGCUUACAGGAAUCGGACAUGAGAAGCUCAUUUUGAUGCAUCGUGUCGUCUCUCGGUGCAUCUUCGUCCUGACAUGGCUUCACUUCGUUGGCGAGUACUACCGAUCACCUGUGAAACUGCUGAGCGCGGGUUGGAAAGUGGCGGGCUUGGUCGGAGGCGUCGCACAGACGAUCACCACCAUCUUCGGCAUCAAGCAGAUCCGCCACGCCUAUUACGAGCUUUUCUAUUCUAGCCAUGUCGUCCUCAUUCUGCUCUUUAUCAUCACUAUACACGUCCACUGCAUCCCCAUGGAGUGCGAACAAUACGUCUGGCCCUGCUACGUCAUCUGGGGCUUCGACCGCCUCUUCCGCGGCUCGCGCUACGUCCUCUUCAACCUUAUCCUGCGUCCGAAGAACCGCAAGGCGCUCAUCGAGGAUAUCGGCUCGGAUGGUCUCCGCGUCACGCUCAAGCGCAGGAUCCCCGGCGGCUGGAAGGCCGGCCAGCACGUCUUCCUCGCGUUCCCCAGGCUCGGCAUCCAGUCGCACCCCUUCACGAUUGGCAGCAUCUAUGAGAAAGAGGAGAAUGGCGACGAGGCCAAGAUGAUCUUCAUCAUCCGCGCGAUGGGCGGGCAGACGCGCGAGCUCAUGAAACGCGCGAUGCCCACGGGGACAUGCGAGCUGAACGCACUCUUUGAUGGGCCGUACGGCCACCCUGAGGACAUCCGCGCGUUCACGACGUGUAUCUUCAUCGCGGGCGGCACUGGUGUUACUUACACUAUUGCCCGCAUGCACCAGCUGUUCAAGGAUAUCCAUGCUUCGGACGCUCGUGCGACGCGCGUCGUUUUCGUUUGGGCUGUCCGCACCGAGGAGGAAUACAACUGGGUCGCGUCGUACAUCCACAGGAUUGCUGCCCUUGCCCCUCCGUCUGUUUCCCUCGCCGUCGACAUCUACCUCACCGGCGGUGCCCGCACGGGCCAAGCGCUACCGGAGCUCGAGAAAGACUUCGACAUCGAAAAGGACACUAUCGUUACCUCCGCUUCCACGCCCACGCGCACCCGUUCCAACACCUCCGGUGGGGAGUGCAGCAACGAGAAGAUCGAGUCGGGCGUGAAUACGCCCCCCACCGCUGUCGAUGGCGUCUUCGUGUUCCACCGCCCGGGGGUUUCACGGAAAGACGGGCGGCCCGACGUGCGGAAGAUCUUGGAGGAAGAGAUCACCGUUUCCGAAGGCGCAGUCGCGGUAGAUGUAUCUGGUCCCGACGGCCUCGUCAGCACCGUGCGCUCCGCGCUCUCGGAGCCGUUCACCGGGCCUAUCGCAACGAUGCGCGGCACGCCCACCGUGCUGCUCAGCGUCGAGCAGUUCCGGAUGUGA